AUGCAGAAGAAGAUUGAGAUAAGUAUUGGGUUAUUUGACCAGUUUAUAGGUGAUUGGCGAGUGUUUAUGGAGCGGGAGAAGGAAGAGUUUAUUAGGAAGUUAGGUACUGAAGGUUUAGAUGGAGUGAAAUGGGCUAGUUUUGGGGAAGAAAAGGCAAAAGAUACUUUAAGUCGUAACAAUGGUUGGGAAUUCAGUCCGGAUUCAGUCGAGAGUGAAGGAGUGAUUAGGACAAAGGAAGUAUCAUUUAAGUGUGAUAAUAGUGAAGAGAAGAAAGGUGUAUUAAAUAAGACUAGUAAGGCUAUUAGAGUAGGUAGAGUGAAGGCUAAAGUUAGUUUAAAUGAAGUUGGUUUGGGUGGUGUUGGUUUGGGUGGUGUAAGUAGUGUUAGUACUGGUUUGGGUGAAGUAAGUGGUGGUACUAGUAAUGUUGGUUUGGGUGGUAGUGAAGUAGGUAGUGGUAAAGUAAGUGGUACUAGUAAUGUUAGUACUGGUUUAAGUGGUGUAAGUGUAAGUGGUAAUGUUAGUAAUGAAGUAAGUAAAGUAGGUGGUAGGAAGGACAAGGAAGAAGGAGAAGAGGAGAAGAAGCGGGUUAAGGUAGAUAAGAAGUUAGUAGAUAAGAAGUUAGUAGAUAAGGAGUUAGUAGGUAGUGAGAAGAAGGUAAAGGAAGCUAGAGAAGUGAAACUGCUGAAGGAAGAAGUAAAGGAGAAGAUAAUGAAAGAGAAAGAGAAGAAGAAGAAAGAGAAGGAUACUCAGAAUCAGAAUCAGAAGAUAGCAAAAGAGAAACAAAGACAAGCUGAGAAAGAAAGGAAGCAAUUGGAUAGAGAAAGAUUAGAUAGAGAAAAGAAGAAGAUAGUAGUGGAAGAGAAAGAGAAAGAGAAAGAUAAAGUUGAGAAUGCAAAGCCAAUCUCUUUAGUAGCAGCUUUUGAAGCUCAGUUGCGGAAUUAUCAGAUGCAGAUAAAUGGUGAAACUAGUUUGAUUGUGAGUUCUAAUAAGUCUUUGAUCUUAGAACCAAUUACUGAUAGUAACUUGCCUGGUAAUACACCAAUACAUCAAACAGAUACUCAAAUUAACCCCAUACUAACUACUACCUCAACUCAACUGGAUACACUACAGACUAAUACUGCCUUAAACUUAGUUACAACUGAGACACCAGUAAUACCUUUAUCUUUACCUUUACCAGAACCUACUCCUACUCUUAGCCACCUCUCUAACCCAAACCCUCUUCAGACUAUUAAUAUGACCCAAACUUUGAGUAGUGCCCAAACACUUAGUAAUUCUUCCUCUUCGGCUACUGAGCCUCCUUUAGUUACGCCGCAGAAGUCACUUGUUAGACCGGAUACUAAAGAAUCAACUACAACUCAACGGAAUGAAAAAGACUCUACCGGUACAGUCCAUGAACUGGAUAAAACAAGUAAGAGUAGCCAUCUAUCCGUCUGCCAGCCCAUUGAAGAGAGUAAACUUGAAUCAGAUACACGUACUCAGCGUAGCUUUGAAAGAAUACUUCCACCUAAGGAAGAUCUAGAUAAAGUUAUGCACCGACUUGCUCCGUAUCUAGAAGAGGCGACUGAACCAUCUCCUACUCCUACUAUUCAAACUAGGCCACCAACUAAACCUACUGCUGCUCCCCUAAUUAACUCCAUUCCCAAGCAGAACCCAACUAUACCGACCAGUACAAGUACAACUGCAACUAGUACAACUAGUACAACUACUAAUACAACUAAACCUAUUAACAAGAAGAUCGACCGGCCUAAUCAGUCCUUUGCUGGACUUAAACCGGCCGAACUAAAGGAGAAGAGUGCCGAGCUAAACCUUCUACUUAAAAGUCUUAAGGCCAAAGCCGCCCCAGUACAACCCAAUCCACCCCAGCCUAAACCAACUCCACUCAACUCAACUCAACCUAACGUAGCACCAACUCCGCCCAAUUUGAUUCUAACUCCUAUCAAACAAAGACCUAUUGAGCAUAAAGAAUUCUCACCAGUAAUGGAGUCAAGUGAUGAAGAAGGCCGUGAUCCUAAAUUCUCCAAGCAAAAGUGGGUUGACAGUCCUUCUCUGCCCAGAAGAAUCCUCUUACAAGACGAAAACCAAGCCACCAAGAUCUUCGGCCCUUCUGUACAUACAAAGGUCAAUCUCAAAGAAAUGUUCCAUGGUAUGACUAAUCUCCCACCUGACAGUCCCCAGCGAUUCCCCGGUCAUAAAUAA
This is a messenger RNA of Nematocida homosporus, 2196 nucleotides long. RefSeq lists its product as uncharacterized. The transcript has a single exon. The record is from RefSeq and is a predicted model, not a curated record. Lineage: Eukaryota; Fungi; Microsporidia. The coding region runs from base 1 to 2196 and encodes 731 amino acids.